Molecule: messenger RNA, 723 nt
Organism: Rhizophagus irregularis DAOM 181602=DAOM 197198
Lineage: Eukaryota; Fungi; Glomeromycota; Glomeromycetes; Glomerales; Glomeraceae
Molecular function (GO): catalytic activity
Source: RefSeq, a predicted model, not a curated record
AUGGAUGAUAUCAAUUUUCAAUUAUUAGAAACAAUUCUUUACGAACCGCAAUUCGGUUUUUAUUUGCUAAAUCUCCAUUUAAAUCGAUUAACACAAUCCGCAUCUUACUUCUCAAAGCAAUUUAAUGACAAAUCAUCAUUUGCAAAUUGUACAACUUCAGAAUUUCAAGAAUUUAUCAAAGAACAAUUACAAGAAUCUGUUAGUCAGAUUGGAUAUGAUAAGACACAAAGGGUAAGAUUAACUGUAAACAAGCAGGGAAUUCCAACAAUAACAACUACAAUAUUACCAUCAUCUAAUUCACCAUUACAAGAACCAUUGAAAAUAACUUUGGACACGCAACAAACCCAAUCUUCAGAUAUAUUUCUUUAUCAUAAAACAACUCAUAGGAAUAUCUAUAAUGAUGCUAGAAUUCGAGUAGGAAUAGAAUCUAAUAAAGAUUUAUUUGAUGUAUUAUUAUACAAUGAAAGGAAUGAAAUAACAGAAUGUUCAAUAGCAAAUAUUGCGGUAGAAUAUUAUGAUGAUGAGAAGAAUAUUAAAUACUGGAAAACCCCCAAGAUUGAAUGUGGAUUAUUGGGAGGAGUUAUGAGAUCUCAUUUGAUAGAAAAUGGAGAAAUCAUUCCCGGAGUAAUAACACUGAGUGAAAUAAAAUUAGCACAACAGCAAGGAAGAAAGAUCAAAUGUUUCAAUUCUGUAAGAAAAGAAUAUGACGUUAUUCUAAUUUAA